AUGAGCACCACACUUGAAGAACGACCACCAGUAGAUGUUGAAGCUCAACCAAAAAAGGACAACCCAACCGUUCAUGAUGAUGAUGAUACUUCCGAUGAUGAAGUAGACACAAGAGUACCUUUGCGAGAAAGAGCAAUUAAAUAUCUGAAGAGACUGAAAAAACAAACGAAACACGCAAUAUUCCAUCGGUCUAAAGGAAGAAGUUACUUUUGUUUAAAUACGUGUGGAUUCUGGUGCUCUCAAUUAUUCUUUACACUUUUCCUUUAUGUCUUCAUUGUUGGAUUCUUCAUUGCAUACAUGAGCAUUGGAUCUGAGAUGAUACCUUUCACCUUCAUUGCUUACAAAACAAGAGAUCCAAGCACAAUCCCAGCCCCAAUACCAGCUAGAGACUACUUUGGAACACAAAAUUCGACAAGAAAUUCAACAACAACUACAAAGGCAAUAUCAUAUUUUCUAGGACUUGACUAA
Naegleria lovaniensis is the source of this 468-nucleotide messenger RNA. RefSeq lists its product as uncharacterized. The transcript has a single exon. The record is from RefSeq and is a predicted model, not a curated record. The coding region runs from base 1 to 468 and encodes 155 amino acids. NCBI's taxonomy places the organism in Eukaryota, Heterolobosea, Eutetramitea, Acrasida, Naegleriidae.